GGGUGCUGCUGGGAGCUGCUCUGCCCUGCGGUCCGUGCUGAGCUCCCAGGGGCUCCUCCCAGAAGCUGACAGCAGCCCUGUAACCGGGAGCGUAUGAUGUCAGCUCUCUUCUCAUCCCUGCAACUUCUGACAUCUGUAAACUUAGCAAGGAACUUCUUCGGGAAGAAGAGCUCCCUGUGCUGAAUGAUCCUCCUGUUGAAGCUCAGAGCUGAGCUGUAGCCAGAACCACCCUUUUCCUGUAGCCCAAGCCCAUGGUUUCCACUCGCUGGCUCCAGCUGCUGCUGCAGCUCCCAAAUUCUGCGAGGUCUGUGGGUCCUUAUUGCUACAGCAUCCCUGCGGGGCCGUUUGUCCCGGUGCUGCUGCUGGGGGUGGGCAGUGAUACCGGGCCGUGUCCGUGCUGGAGCAGGACGCCCUGUCCUUGCCGUGCGGGGCCAUGGGAGGGAUGCCCUCCUCCCGUACAUAGAUGUGUUUAUCUAGUGGUGAAACCUCUUGUGAGGGCUUCCAGCCUGGUGAGCACCCUGCGUGAAUGCUUCACGGUCAGAGGGUCCUAAAAAAGCCCUCCGCAGAGCUGCUUGGGGACACGUUGCCUCUCGUUUGUCCCCUCGCUCCCUGUGUCUGGCAGUCAGGACAUCAGAUUUACAGCUGUGGCUGCACCACGCCGGGAUCAUCUUCCCCACAGGGAGCUGCUGGGGGGGCCGGAGCUGCUCAGCCCCACGGUGACGUGGCUGCUCGGGGCCGCCCAUCGCCCGGUUCCUCCUGGCUGCUGCCAGCUCUGCCCCUUCGCCUCUUUCAGCAGCUCAGGCCACGUCUUGUGCAAGGAAAUGCUCGCCCUUCGCUGACAAGAGGAAGUUGGAUGGUUUGCUCUUGAGUAAUGAGUAACCAGCCUCUCCCAGCCCGCUUCUGAACAGUGUGACUGCUGGAGCAACGACCUUGUUUUUGGUUGGCAGGCAGGAGGGAGGAGAAGUGGGAUGUAGGUCAGUCUGGUGGUGCAGCCUCUGCCGUGCCCCCCCCGGUCAGUGUCACCCUGGCUCUCCUCACCUGCCCUGCCCCGGCUGUGCUGCCCCUGCCCCGUGUGGGGCUCUGGGUGCGGUCUGACCUUUGCAGCAGGUUUGCAUGCUGGGGAUUGAUAGCAGUUGUGUCAUGCAGUGGUGUAACCUGCGGGCAUUGCCCUGCCCUGAACUCCGGUGUUAGAGCCAGAAAGCCCCGAGGGUGUGUGCAUGGGGUGCAGAGGUGGAUGUUGCUUUGGUGCAGGCUUGUGGCUGAAGGGAUGGGGAUCAUUUGGGGGAACAGCUGCUGCCAAGGCAGGACGAGAUGCCAGCAGCUUGCUCACCUGCUGCCCAGGAUCAUCAAAACCGUGGUCAAGUCCUUCAAGUAUUUCUUCGGCCUGAGGUUUGAGGUGAAAGGACUGGAGAACUUUGAGGUGGAGGGCCCUGCCAUCAUUGUGUCCAACCACCAGAGCAUCCUCGACAUGAUGGGGCUGAUGGAGGUCCUGCCCGACGGCUGUGUCCAGGUGGGCAAGAAGGAGCUGAUGUACGCCGGCACGGUGGGGCUCAUCACAUACCUCGGGGGUGUCAUCUUCAUCAACAGGAAGAGCACCACCAGUGCCAAGAUGGUGAUGGCGGAGGUGGCCAAGACUAUGACAGCUGAUAAAGUGAAGGUGUGGGUGUACCCGGAGGGCACGAGGAACUGCACGGGGGAUUUGCUGCCGUUCAAGAAAGGAGCAUUUCACCUCGCUGUCCAGGCACAGGUCCCGGUGAUCCCCGUGGUGUAUUCCUCCUUCACCACUUUCUACAACCCAAAGAAGAAUCUGUUUACGUCAGGCAAAAUCAAGGUGGAGGUUCUCCCUCCGAUAGAAACCAAAGGGCUGACAUCAGAUGACGUCUCUGACCUCACUGACAGAUGCUACAACCUCAUGAGGGAGACCCUCUUCAGGCUGUCGGGCCGCCCAGGCGAGGGGAAGGACUCCUCCUAGGUGCUGCUCCAGCGGCGUCACCGCGUGGCGGUGGCCGAAGGGACCCCUCUGCUGCCAAACACCGAAGGAACAUCUCUUCCUCUGCAGUGACUUGGAACUCUGGGGAUGCCAUGGACUGGCACACGAGGCGUGUUGAGCCAGCAGCGAGGCUUCCCGUUGAGUGGAUUUCUCUUAAGGGUUCAUUAUCUUGCAAUGAAACGUCUCUUUUUCUUCUGUAUUUCUCAGGCACCAAAUAUGUGCUACCAAAGGGCUCAAUGACCGGAGAGGUGAGUUCUCCAGCUCAGGCAGCUGCCGUGGGGCAGUGAGGAGGUCCUGGCAGGAGGCUGGGCUCUGCCCCAUGUGAGUGUUCCUGCUGACUGUUAGGUGCUGCCCCAGAUGGAAAGCCAGCAGGCAGCAGUGUGUUCCUGCACGACCUUGAUGCUGAGAAUUGGGUGAAAAUCCAAACUCUGGCUGUCCAGCAGCAUGGCACUGAGCUCAGUGCUGUGCUUCUGCCAGCAUCCCCAGGCAGAGCAGAGCACUGAGGCUUUUUCCUGAGAGAUGCCCUUGGAUCUCAGCAGCAUCUGGUGCUGGGGCUCUGCACUGCCCAGGCAUUCUCCAGGCAAGCCUUCCCCCUUUGACGAAGCUCCUAGGGCCAGUAACUGAGCUGAAAAAGGGAAUGUGUGGGGUCAGUCAGCCUUGAGCCUUUCCUAAGGCUCAGCUUCUCCUCGUUAGAACAAGCCCUCUCCCCCAUUGAGGGGUGCAGCAGUGCAUAGGGAGGCUGUCGUCUCACCGAGGCAGUUCAUGCUGCCUGGGUGGGUUUGGCUGCGCUGUUUGUUAGACCUCCUUGCAGCAGUCAUCCUGGUGCAUGGGGUACUUGGUGCAGAUGCAAAGGGCUCUGUCACGCUCAUCUUGUCAUGGUCAGCACUGGCCGAAAGAUGGUGCCUGUCCCAUGUCUUUGUGCUGAUCUCAGUGGAGCUGCUGCUCUGCCGGAGCUGCAAAACUUGUGGGGAGCCUACAGGGUGUGUGAGCUGAGUCUGUAAUGGGAAGAGCUUCAGCUUUUCCCCCUAGGGAAAAUGGGCUCCAUCCCUGUUAGAGAGGUUUGGAUAAAGGGCUUUCCCAGCUCUGGGGUGGCAGAUGGGCAGUGCUCCUGGAUCCCUUGCUGUUGCUCUCUGUGAAGAGCGGGGCUGGCUCAGGUCUGUGAUUCCUGGGCUCAGGGAGGCUUGAGCACUCUUGCUAAUGCAGCAGGGAGCACCACGAGAUGAGCCUGAGUACAGCACAGCCAAGCUUCUGGAGCCUGCCUGUGGCUGCGCUGCUCUAAGUGGACUCACAGGGCAUUUUGAGGGGUAAAUCCUCACCUGGGCAAGGCACAGCCAGCAGACCCCAAGGCAGGGAGCCCUUGGGCUGAGUUGCUGUGGAGCUGGAGCUUUAUCCUAGGGUCUUUAUGGUACAGUCUCAGGGGUCAGCCCUGCCAAGGGAAUGGGUCGGGGUGGGAGGAUAGAAACCCAACCAGCACUUUGUAAGAGUGGCAGAAAAAUGGCUGUUAUGGAGGUGAAACCCAGGAAGAUCACAGGAGUGCUCUAUGGAGCAACUCAUGCAGCACCUGGGAGAAAGAAGCAGUGCCUCUGUGUGCAGUUGUCUACUGUUCAGUUUUAAUUGGGUCGAGAAUAAUGUAUUUUGCUUAAAAAGAAAAAAAAGUCUUUGAUUAUUUAAA
Gallus gallus (chicken) is the source of this 3662-nucleotide messenger RNA. It is a transcript of the gene AGPAT2, whose product is annotated as 1-acylglycerol-3-phosphate O-acyltransferase 2. Gene Ontology annotation, biological process: phosphatidic acid biosynthetic process. Lineage: Eukaryota; Metazoa; Chordata; Aves; Galliformes; Phasianidae. Gene Ontology annotation, molecular function: 1-acylglycerol-3-phosphate O-acyltransferase activity. The coding region runs from base 1235 to 1972 and encodes 245 amino acids. The transcript is spliced from 6 exons. Gene Ontology annotation, cellular component: endoplasmic reticulum; membrane. The record is from RefSeq and is a predicted model, not a curated record.